Messenger RNA from Aureobasidium namibiae CBS 147.97, 1239 nucleotides. RefSeq names its product tyrosyl-tRNA synthetase. Gene Ontology annotation, biological process: tyrosyl-tRNA aminoacylation. Bases 1 to 1239 code for a protein of 412 amino acids. The record is from RefSeq and is a predicted model, not a curated record. The transcript has 14 exons. Lineage: Eukaryota; Fungi; Ascomycota; Dothideomycetes; Dothideales; Saccotheciaceae. Gene Ontology annotation, molecular function: tyrosine-tRNA ligase activity; ATP binding.
AUGCCCAGCGUCAACAUCAACCCUCAGACUCCCCAGGAGAAGUUCGACCUGAUCGUGUCGGAUCUCCAGGAAGUGCUUGGCGCCGACAUUAUCAAGGCCAAGCUUGAGAAAGGCGAAACCGUAUCUCUGUACUGGGGAACCGCAACAACCGGACGUCCUCAUUGUGGAUACCUAGUGCCUGCAACACAGAUCGCUUCUUUCCUUCGUGCUGGAUGCCGCGUCAAGGUUCUGCUUGCCGAUAUUCAUGGCUUUCUCGACAACUUGAAGGCUCCCAUUGAGCUCGUCAAGUUCCGCGCUGAAUACUACCGCCACUGCAUCACAAGUCUUUUGAAGGCCGUCGGUGUCUCGAUCGAGAAGCUCGAGUUCGUCCUUGGCUCUUCUUACCAGCUCACUCCUGAGUUUAACAUGGAUAUGUACCGUCUCCACAGCAUUGUCAGCGCACACGACGCAAAGAGGGCAGGCGCCGAAGUCGUCAAGCAGACUGAUAGUGCUCCUUUGAGUGCAUUGAUUUACCCCAUCAUGCAGUGCUUGGACGAGCAGUACCUCGACGUUGACGCACAGUUCGGUGGUGUCGACCAGAGAAAAAUCUUCGCUCUGGCAAAGGAGGUCCUCCCUAAGGUUGGAUUCCGUGAGAGAGCACAUUUGAUGAAUUCGAUGGUCCCUGGUCUUACUGGCGGCAAGAUGUCGGCCUCCGACCCUGACUCAAAGAUUGAUCUUCUGGACGGUCCCGAGAUUGUCAAGAAGAAGCUCAAGAAGGCUGUCGCUGCUCCCAAGAUCGUCGAAGAGAACGGCGUCCUCAGCUUCGUCGAAUUCGUCCUCCUCCCUAUUUCUGCCCUCCAAACCGGCGAGCCCCGCUUCGUUGUCGAGCGCAGAGAAGGCGAACCCCUCGUCUACAACUCCAUCGCCCAGAUGCACUCCGACUACCGCGAGGACAUUCUGUCUCCUCAAAUCCUCAAGCCUGCUGUCACCGAAGCCCUCAACAAGCUUUUGCAGCCCAUCCAAGCUGACUUCCAGGCUAACGAGGAAUGGCAGAAGGUUGAGAAACUGGCUUACCCUCCCCCUCCUGCACCUGAGAAGAAGGUCAAGGUUAAGAAGGACAAGGGUAGCAAGUUCCCCGGUGCUGCCAAGAAGGAUGUUGUUGCUCAACCCGACGGUCAUGUUGAAGGCUCUGAUAGUGCUGAAGUGAAUGUUGGUAAGGCUGAGGAGGGUCUUAAGAACCUCGAUGUCGAGGAAAAGUAA